Molecule: messenger RNA, 5828 nt
Organism: Athene cunicularia (burrowing owl)
Lineage: Eukaryota; Metazoa; Chordata; Aves; Strigiformes; Strigidae
Product: poly [ADP-ribose] polymerase 14-like
Exons: 15
Coding region: 43-4896 (1617 amino acids)
Biological process (GO): negative regulation of gene expression
Cellular component (GO): cytoplasm; nucleus
Molecular function (GO): transcription corepressor activity; NAD+ poly-ADP-ribosyltransferase activity
Source: RefSeq, a predicted model, not a curated record
GCCUUCUUGAUACCUGAAAUAAAUGUUGCUGUAGCCACCUUUAUGAAAAGUAUUGAUAUUGAAGAAUUUGUUAAAAAUUGUUCAGAAAACAAGAGAGUUAAAGAAUUCAAAAUGACUGCCAAGCUUCUUGAACUGACACAGAGCAUCAAGGCUGAAAACAUACCGGACAACGUUACCACAGACUACAUCACAGUAUACUUUGAGAGCGUGCGGAAUGGAGGAGGGCCUGUGUCAGACGUCCAGCUCUUCCCUGAGGAGAACUCGGCCAUCAUUACUUUCUGUGAUCACAAAGAUCUAAACACUGUCUUGAAAAAGCAGCAUUUGCUGGAACAGAGACAGAUUUCUGUGCAUCCAUAUUACCACUCCCUGGGAACAGCUCUGUACGGAGAAGAAAGACCAACUAUCAAGAUGCCGGACCCCGUUGGGGUGCCACUAGAUCCAUAUAUCUGGCAGUUUUUACAAAGGCAGGCUGAAUUGAUCCAAGACAUAAACCAAGAAAUGGCAAUUUGCCAUUGUGAGCUAAAAUGGCCCCAGACAGACUGUGCACACCCAGAAAUUGUGUUGUGCCCAUCAUCAUCUCUCUCUGAGAAGAAAAAGCCAAUGAUUAAGUUGAUCAAGACAUGGAAGCAAGAUGCUUCUAGUGAAUUCUCACGUAUCAUGGCACGUUAUGUAGCUAUAAAAUGUAAAGUAAAUUCAGUGGGUUGGGAAGAUGUGAAAAACAGAUUGGUGAAGGAUGUUGCUCUGAUUGUAACUGAUAUUUCUGAGGAGAUGGUGGUGAUUGCUGGCAACAGAGCAGCGGUGGACAAUGCAGAGAAAGAAGUGAGGGAAUGCAUGGAAAAAGCCAUGAAGCAAAGUGAAAGGGAAAAACAAAGCAUAGAAAUUUCAGUGUCAGUGAUCCCAGGGAAGUAUGCUGUUCUGCACAAUGCUGGGCUGGAAGAGAAUAUUCACAAAGAAUAUCCGUGCUUAAAGAUCUCUUAUGAUGACAUAAAAAAAACUGUUCAGUUGUGUGGAUUACCUGCAGAAGUAUAUAAAAUCAAAGCUGACUUACUGGAAAGGGUAUUGAAUAUGCCAUUUACAUCAGUUACCGUUGAUCCUCAUGUUUUCCAGUAUCUACGGCACGUAGAUAAUAAAACAAUGUCAGAGACAUUAUUCACUAGGAAAAAAAUUAAUUCUUUUUAUGAGCUUGAGGAUGGUACUGUGUUGCUAUUUGGAGAUGCUACCAAAGAUCUUUUAGAAGCAGAAAAACAAAUAAAGACAGGCUUAGAAUCAGCGUGCAUCAACGUGGAGGAUGGUGAAGUCAUUAAAAAAGAGCAGUGGAGGAGUCUUGUUGCUUCCUUGCUUAAGAGGUACAAUUCUUCGCAGGAAACGGUGCUCAUUAAUCAGCCUGUUGGAAAAGAAAAUAAAGUGAUUAUUGCUGGCUUUUCUACAGCUGUAACAGAAGUUUAUCAGAAACUUAAUGAUUUUAUAGAUAGAAACACACAUGUGGAAGAUGUAAUCCCAGCUAAGUCGGUGGUGGUAGUGAAGUUUGUAGAGAAGGAAAAAUCCAGUGUUUAUCUCGAAUUGAGGAAGAAAGGUGUGACAGUAAGUUUUGACACCAAGACACCAUGUAUUUCCCUGAGUGGACCAAGGGCAGAAGUGCCAAAAGCAGUCAUCACGUUUGAAAAAGUUCUCUCAUCCCUUUACUCAAAAAAUGUGCCAAUUGAUAAACCAGGAGCCAAAGAGUUCUUCACUGAGAGGAAAGAAUCGUGUGUUUUUGAGGCAAGGCAGAAAUUUAGCUGUUUGAUUAGGCUGAAAGAAGAAGAAGAACAAUAUAAGGAUGAAAGGUUUGGUAAUAAAGACAGAAAAAAGCUCUGCUACAAGAGAAUGCUGCCAGAUGGAGUUUUAGUAGCAGUGUAUAAAGCUGACUUGUGCGCUUAUCCUGUUGAUGUUGUGGUAAAUGCUUCUAAUGAAGACUUAAAGCCCAUCGGUGGCCUUGCUGAGGCACUGUUAAAAGCAGCUGGUCCAGAGCUGCAACAGGAGUGCGAUGAGCUGGUGAGGAAAAACGGGACUUUGCUGCCUGGGUGUGCAGUUAUCACAGGUGCUGGGAAACUCCCCUGCAAGAAUGUCAUUCACGCUGUUGGGCCCAGGUGGAGGGAGGAUGAAGCAGAAAGGUGCGUGUUCUUGUUAAGAAAGACAGUGAAGAAAAGUCUGCAGCUCGCUGAAACAUACAAUCAUCAUUCCAUAGCUCUGCCUGUUAUAAGUGGAGGGAGUUUUGACUUCCCGCUGCAGAUGUAUGCAGAUUCAAUUGUAUCCUCCAUCAAGGAGACCUUGGAAGAGUCCAUGGGGGACAGCAGCUUGAAGGAGGUUCAUCUUGUGGAUGUUGCAGAAGAAACAGUUCAGGUUCUGAGCAAGACAGUGAAAAACAUGUUUACAGUUGAAUCUUCCUCCCCGAUACUGCUGACAUCACACUCGGAAAACUGUAAGGCGACAGAAAGCCAGGAUAAGAGAAAAGAAGAUCUGCAGGUGGUUACAACAAAAGAAGGACUUCGCAUCCAAGUAGAGGUGAAAAACAUUCAGGAAACCAUGACGGAUGUUAUCGUCAACACUGUUGGCACAGAUCUGAUGUUUGGUGUGGGCCUUCUUUGCAAAGCGUUGCUAGAAAAGGCUGGAGAGGCGCUCCAAGUAGAGUUUGAGAAUGCAAAACAAAACCAGGUUGCUGGUCCAGGGAGUGUGCUCUGCACCAGUGGAUAUGAUCUGGCCUGCAAGUUUGUAUUUCAUGCCAUAAUGCCCAUGUGGGAUGGAGGAAAAGGACAGACCCUGAAGACCCUGGAAGGUAUAAUCAGUUCCUGCUUGAAGAAGACUGAAGAACUGGGACUGAAAUCGAUCACUUUCCCAGCUAUUGGAACUGGAGGAUUUAGAUUUCCUAAAACUGUUGUUUCUAAGUUAAUGUUUGAUACGGUAUUCAAGUUCAGUAGUAGUCACACUUGUAAGACUCUCCAAGAAGUUAAUUUUCUCUUGAAUCCAGAAGAUUUGGAUAACAUCCAGGUAGCCUUUAACUUUGAACUAGAAGAUAGGGUACCUGAAAGUUGCAGUGCUGCAGCACCACGGUCAGGUUUCAUUACGCGUGUUACAGCUGCAGCAUUGGGAGUUCAUGAAAUGAAGAUUGGUUCCAUUACACUCCAAGUAAUUAGUGGAGAUAUUACCAAGGAAGAUACAGAGGUUAUAGUAAACAUAUCAAAUCCAACAUUUAAUGCCACAACAGGGGUCUUCAAAGCAAUUAUGAAUGCUGCUGGUUCCCAGGUAGAAGAAGAAUGUGCUCAAUAUGCUGGGCAGUCUCAGAAAGGCUUUAUUACUACACAAGGUGGAAAACUGUUGUGCAGUAAAAUCAUCCACUUGGUUCACAGUAACAAUGUGAAGAGUCAGGUCUCCAAAGUGCUUAACGAGUGUGAGCUAAAGAUGUACAAAUCUGUUGCCUUCCCGGCAAUUGGAACAGGUCGAGCAGGACAGAGUCCAGCAAAGGUAGCUGAUGACAUGUUGGAUGCUGUAGUGGAAUUUGCAAGCAAAAGAUCAGUACAGCAUUUGAAAAAAAUUAAAAUCGUCAUCUUCCAGACAAAUAUGCUCAAAGACUUUUAUGAAAGCAUGAAGAAAAGAGAAGAUUCAUGUUCAGCCACAACAGAUUCAUGGAUGUCUCUGCUUAAAUCAUUUUUUUGGCGCAAACCCCAACGCACUGAGAAGAAAAAGCCUGUGGUUUUGGAGAAGAAAGUUGAUUUAGCCACGUUUCAAAUUUGUGGAGAAAGCCAAAAAAAUGUGGAUGCAGCUGAGUCCUGGAUAAAGAAUUUAAUUUUAAAGGAACAGUUUGAAAACAGUAUUUCAGAUGAGCUAAUUGAAAAUUUUGAUGAGCGGCAAAUUGGCACUUUGGCAGAUCUCCAGAGAAGAAAGCAUGUUACCAUUCAGCUUGACAAUAAACUUUCCCCACCUUGCAUUAAAAUUUCUGGUAUUACCAGGGACGUCUAUUUUGUUUCUGUGGAAAUUCAAAAAAUGAUCCAAAAAAUUAAGAAUACCGAAGAAGAACAAUCCAAGGCAGAACUUGUUUAUAACCUGGUAGAAUGGAGGUAUCCAAGAAGCAGUGAUAGCUUUGUUGCUUUUGAUAAACUGACAAAUAUGCAGCUGGAGGAUGCUAAAAUGGCUAAAAAAACAUAUCUUACUGUCAAAAUUAACAAGAAAAACUACAGAGUGAAUCUGAAUACUUUAAAGGCUAGUGAUGAACAAGGAAAAACUAUAACCAUUCAACGUGUGCCAAAGAAUGAAGAAAAGCUGUCAAUAGAGUUCCCUGCGCAGUGGGAAGACAUGGAAAAUGAACACAUCAAGCUGGUGAAUCUCAACACAUCAUGUCAGGAAUACGUGGAUGUUCAGAACAAAUUUAAGAAAACCUGUCACAGCUUUGUCAUAGAGAAGAUUGAAAGAAUACAAAAUCUCUUCCUCUGGCAGACAUACCAAAUAAAAAAAACCUCUCUCUGUACAAAGAACAAAAAUCAAGAUAUUGAGAAGUUGCUAUUUCAUGGGACAUCUGCAUCCUCAUUGACUACGAUCAACUGCAGUGGAUUUAAUCGUGGGUUUGCUGGAAAGAAUGCUGCAGUCAUUGGAAAUGGAACCUACUUUGCUGUUGAUGCAAGUUACUCUGCUCAGGAUACUUACGCCAUACCGGAUAUGAACGGCAGAAAAUACAUGUACUUGGCUCGGGUCCUCACUGGGCAGUACUGUGUUGGGAGGCAAGGACUAAUCACUCCACCACCAAAAAACCCAGCAGAUCCUACUGACCUGUAUGACAGUGUGGUUGAUGAUGUGACUAAUCCAACAAUGUUUGUCAUAUUUAAUGACAUUCAGGCAUAUCCUCAGUACCUUAUUACUUUUACAUAGAAUAUUCUUAGUAAUCUGGAAAAUUUUAGUGCCUUUUACAUGUGGAAAAUAAUGGGGCAAUUCUUGUUUACAUCUAGGUUUCUUAAACUAAUUAGUUAUUUAUCUAUCCAUGUGUUUAAUUAUGUCUUCAAUUCACAACCACAACCAGGCUAGGAUAAGCAAAUAUUUUAGAACACACUAUUUCAAUACUUGCAUUUCAAAUUCAGUUAUGUGGAGGUGUCAGCAAGAACUGUGAGAAUAGCCCAGACCUCUUCCUAUGAAAGGCAGAGGGGACUGGUACAGGAGGCCUGUGGCCUGAAGUUAGAGGUAUAGGGUAGGUCGGUGCACCUGUGCAUGUUCCUGUUUCCAGUAUUCCCCAUAUAAGCACCAAGGGAGUGGCUGCCUGUGAGGAUUCAUUUAAAAUACUCACCAGCAGAGUUUUCAGUCAUUCCCAGGCAUCCACUCACCCUUGUUGGUGAAGAAAAAAAAUGCAACAUUGAAUAUACACUUUGCAUUCAUUGUUUCACCCCCUCUUAUGCUGUUGUGGCAUGCUUUGUUAUUCCCUAGGUAUAAAUUUCUGUAUUUAUACACAGUUCCUAGGGACAUUCUCUAUGGUCCCCUGCAUUAUGUACAUCCAACUUCCACCUACAAAGUCAUUGCUUCUGGAGUUCUCAAGACAGUAAUAAAGAAACUUUUAGUUUCUUCUAGUCAGUACCAAAACAUUAACCCUUCCUCAGAAUUACCAGUUUGCAGAGAGUCAUCUAUCUACAGGGGCAUAACUCAGUUACCACAUUUAAACAAUCUGAAUUUAAUCUGAAUUUUUUUUAAAGUUCUGUAAAACAAUUAAAUAAUUUGUACAUAUUUUUAAGCUGUAUGAUUAAUUAUAAUGAUCAUCUUACAACUGCCAAUUAAAAGCCAUUUACACAUGCUUUUAAUAAAAGUGGUUUCAAACA